Molecule: messenger RNA, 3343 nt
Organism: Sphaerulina musiva SO2202
Lineage: Eukaryota; Fungi; Ascomycota; Dothideomycetes; Mycosphaerellales; Mycosphaerellaceae
Product: Sec8_exocyst-domain-containing protein
Exons: 2
Coding region: 151-3258 (1035 amino acids)
Biological process (GO): Golgi to plasma membrane transport; exocytosis
Cellular component (GO): exocyst
Source: RefSeq, a predicted model, not a curated record
GCAGCAUUUGACAGCAUUUGUAGCACUUCUACAUAUCUCAUUGCGCUGUACUCGCGAGCGUGAUGCGACCACCAUUAUGACGGAUUAGCACGUCCCCGUGCACAUCACGCUCCCCCACCCUCGAGGAUAGGACAGCCUCCCGCAAUCAUCAUGGCCUCCUUUCGAAAUGGCUACUUGAACGGCAGUGGUGAUUCACCUCUGAUGCGCUUCAACUUCGACAACGACAGCAGCAGAGACAACAGCGACGCCGAAAGGAGUCGAUCGCGCGGCGCGCCCCCGCCCAAAGGCUUCCAUACGGGAGCAGCACGCGUCCGGGGAAUAGGUCGAGGCGGGCUGGAUCGCGGCCACGCACAGCGACGGAGCCGAGACUAUGACCAGAGCCAGAGUCGCAGCAGGAGUCGAACAGCUGCACGAUAUGGCUCUGCGAGUGGCCAAGUGGAUGACAUCCUUCGCUUUAUCGAGCAGCAAUGGUCCUUCAUGGCCACCGACAACUGCAUACCCGUCAAGGUCGCCCUGCAGCUGAUGGACAACUCUUCCCUCGGUCUCGCAGAUCAGUCCCAGCAAUUUGGCGAGGCGCAUACGCAGCUGCAGAAUGCGCUCAAAGUUAUAGUAAAUGAGCACCACCAAGGAUUCAAUAGCAGUAUCGGUACUUUCCACAAGAUCCAGGCGGCUAUACAUAGCUCGCAAGUUCGAGUGCGUAACCUCCGAGCCGGCUUGGUGCAAGCGAAGAGUAGUUUGGCCACUACCAGACCUGAGCUCAGGGCGUUUGCGCACAGCAGUCAAAGCUAUGAUCAGAUGUUGCAAGUUCUCGGGACGAUCGAGCAGUUGCAGCAAGUGCCCGAGAAGCUCGAGACCCAGAUAUCGGAGAAGCGCUUCCUGGGCGCCGCGGACACACUGCAGGAUGCGCUCAAGCUGAUGCGCAAGCCGGAUAUGGAGGAGAUUGGUGCUUUGAGUGAUCUCAAGGUGUACUUGAGCAACCAAGAGCAUUCCCUCACAGAUAUCCUCAUCGAAGAGCUGCAUAACCAUCUAUAUCUGAAGAGUCCGUACUGCGAGGAGAGGUGGAAAGCGCACACCCGGCAAGACCCCACCAGCACGACCAUCGAUGAUGGCGAGCGCGCCAUGUUCGAGUUCCUCGACAGCUUCGACGCGACCAAGCCCAUGCUGGAGGACACGACUAGGAAUCCUGAAGCAGAUACCUUCUACUACAUCCAACUUCUCGUAGAGUCCCUCAAUCGUAUGAACAGAUUGGAAAAUGCAGUAGAUGCAAUUGAACACCGCCUACCUGUCGAGCUCUUCACUGUCGUAGAGCGAUCUCACAUGGAAGUCGAGCAACGGCAUCCUGCUGUCAUGCGCUCCGCGGCGAAGCUACAAAGAAACGCCAUGGGAAUCACCUGGGGAGCAGACGGAGAGCGCAAGGAAACUCUGGAAGACUUGCUCACGACGUUGUACGCCAAAUACGAGGCCAUCGCGGAAGGGCAUCGUGUCUUUCACGACGUAAUGGCAGCCAUUAUUGAACGGGACGAUCAUGACGAAUCAGCUGGCUUGAAUCGAAGCUUCCGUGAGCUUUGGAAGCUACUGCAGAGCGAGAUAAGGUCCCUUCUUCAUGAUCAUCUGGCCACGAAUGGCAACCUGGGACAGAGGACGCGGCAGGAAAAUGACCCUAACAUGAACAUAUUCCAUCAGCAGCCUCGCGACAGAAGCCGAAGAUUGUUCAAGCUAUCGGAGGCCGACAAUAAGUCAACUGAGCUUGCCACAGAAAGGGACGACCUCGAAGCGAUUCUCAAGCAAUCUGUUCCUGGUCUUGUUGGCAGCAACGCACAGAAUGCCAAGCAGGACCGUAACACCGUCACAGACAUAUCAGCGACCGGACACAAGCUGCUUGUUGAGCCUAGUGUGUUCAAUAUGGGUAUUCUGCUCAAGCCGUCUCUAGACUUUCUCACAAGACUGCGCGGAGUCGUACCACCACAGUCUGGCGUGGUACCCAGUACAUUGACUUCCUUCCUCGACGACUUUCUGAUCAAUGUCUUCUAUCCCCAGCUGGACGAGACAUUACUCGACUUGUGCGAGAGGAACAUGACCGAGAUGGACGCGUUCCAAACAGACCCAAAAUGGCAAUCCCUUGCGCAACGACCGAUCUUCAAAGGGACCACUCGCUUUUACGAGCUCAUCGAAGCAUUUUGCAUUAUGCUUGACAGUUUACCGCAUGAUCAAAGUUUCAGCCAGCUUAUCGUCACCCAGAUGCGGACAUACUAUGACAAAUGCUACCAGUGGUCUAGGGGCCUUCUGCAGCGUGCUCUCGUCGAGAAUGGCAACACCAAGAUGAGGUUAGCAGCACAUCUUGCGACUGAUGGGGAGGUCAACAAAGUUGUCAUCGAACUUUCGAGAAAGGAUGUCAACGACCCGAUUGUGCUGGCUGAGAAGGAGACCGCUCUUCUGCUUCGUCAGGUCAAGAACACGCGGCUCGAAGAAGCAGACCUGAUCGUUGACCGAAAAGCUAUAUCUGCGCUAUGCACCUUGCACACCAGUAUGAAGUGGCUGUCUGCACAGUGCAAGCAAUUGCGCUAUGUCUCUCCUCGUGCGAUCGACACAUCGAGCAUGCAGGCUCAUGAACGCAGGCGAUGGACGCAGAUCUCCAUUGCCGGUUCAGCACCGAACGGACCCUACCUACCACUGGACCAGCAGACUGCAGCGGGGUUCGACGCUGUCAUCGCCUCUUUCACGGAAGUGGCAUCACUCAUACUUCGAACUUUGCACAUCGACCUUCGCCUGCAUCUCUUGCAUGGCAUAUAUACUGCGCUAGACACCACUUACGCUCUAGGCCAGCCCUACAACGACCCCGACCCCGCCAUAUUGCAUCUAUCUGCAAGUCUGGGAACUUACGACAGCGCUAUAUCGGCGAAUUUACUGCCUCCCCAGUACAACUUCUUGACAGCCAACCUGCAUGUACUGGCGAACAAUGCGCUAGUAUCACUUGUUGGCUGCGUGCAAGCACUUGAUGAGUAUGGUCUCGACAGAAUGGGUCUGAAUAUCCUAGUAUUGCAGCAGACUCUCAAAGCUUCAAUGCAACAGGACGCAAGCUUGAAGUAUGCUGCGAGAUUCUACGAAAUGCGUGAACCUGCGACUAUUGCUGCUGCGGGCACGCAGAGUGGAUAUGCGCCGGAGGACCUCAAGACUUUGGCACGAUUAGUAUGGGUUGAAAAGCGAGAUCGUGGAAGUGGAAAUGGAACCCUGGAUGAGCUCGUAGCUAACAUUGGAUAGUCGUUUGUUGCUGCUUGAGAAGUUGUUCUGGCAAUAAAGGAAAGUUGUGUUAGCUAACUUUGGCGAAUUUCAGACAUUGUCCUUC